AUGGCACGCAUCCUUCUUGGAUGCACCAUGGGCAAGGCUCGUUCCCAGGUGAUAGUCUGCUAUAGAGCUCUACUAGACUUUAUCUAUGUGGCCCAGUAUCCCACACAUGAUGACUCUACCCUCCAGUAUCUCACCGACACCCUGGAUGAAUUUCAUGCAAACAAGGACAUCCUGCAGGAUCUUGGAAUACGCAAUAACUUCAACAUACCAAAGUUUCACUCCAUGCUGCACUACGAGGAGUGCAUACGUAAUUUCAGAACUACGGAUAAUUAUAAUACUGAAAUGUUCGAACAAUUUCAUAUAGACUACGCCAAGGAAGCAUGGAGAGCAUCCAACUUUUGCAAAAAGCUUCCUCAGAUGACUCAGUGGCCGAGUUGCCAGGAGAAAAUAGUCAUGUUCCAGAGCUACAUCUCUCACUAUCAAUCAGAGGAGGAGAGGGAAGAGGAGGUCAAUGAAGCUGCGGAUGGAAGAAACCAGGACGUUGGGGUAGUGACAGCCAAGAGACCAGCUGCUCCCUCCCAGACCCUUUCCAACAUCCAAAACAAGCAUGGUUGUCCCUCUUUUUCAUAUCACUUGCGCAUUUUCCUCAACAAAUUUCUUACUAGAGGAGAUUCUAUACAUUGUACUCAACUUGGCAAUGCUUUUCUUCCUUUUGAUCAGCUAGAUGUUUGGUAUUCUUUUAAAUUCUCACUAGAUACUCUUGGGAACGACAUAGAUGGCCAGAAAGGUAUAGAUUUAGUCAGGGCGCAACCAGGUAGAGGAGAGAGUCCAGGGAGGUUUGAUGUGGUGGUGGUUGCUCACAAGGAUGGGGCUGAGUCUACUGGACUUCAUGGAAUGAAAGUUGGUAGGCUGAGGCUUAUAUUCUGCCUUUCAGAAGUAAUCGGCCUUUAUAAUGAAGCUCCUGCAGUCUGGCCAAAGCACCAUUUUGCAUAUGUAGAGUGGCUAACUGUGUCACAUUCACCUGGCGCCCAUCACAACAUGUACUCAGUUACCAAGCCUCUCCCUUUGGACACUACUGGACAUUUGCCUGGUGAUAUUGUCCCUCUCUCUACUAUACGACAGUCUUGUCAGCUUAUACCACACUUGGGAGCUGGUGUAGGAUGGACUGAGCAGUGGAGAUCUAACAGUGUACUUAAUGCAUGCCCCACUUUUUUGCUUUACAAUUGGUCUAGUAAGUAUGUGUAUCAAACCCUAUGGUAG
Molecule: messenger RNA, 1200 nt
Organism: Suillus discolor
Lineage: Eukaryota; Fungi; Basidiomycota; Agaricomycetes; Boletales; Suillaceae
Exons: 3
Coding region: 1-1200 (399 amino acids)
Source: RefSeq, a predicted model, not a curated record